AUGUCAACAAGGCAAAAGACACCGAAGAAGCCCAAAGCGGCGAAGGAGGCGGAGAAGGAAGCAAGACAGCUUCCAACGUCUACAAUUCUAAAGAAUGUCGGGCGAGCAGCCGCGCUGCUGCUCAUUGCCGGCAUUGCUUCCCCAGUUUCCCAGUUGAACCUGUCGCCGGUAUACGGCUCUAUUCCCUCCUCACUCCAUCAUCAGAGGAGCAUGACUUUCACAGCUAUUGCAGCAUUGAUCGCGAGAAACUCGUUAAAGAAAUAUGUACCAGACUCCAUAGCGGAGUACAUUGCUGUAAUUGCAUACUGGACGCCAGUAAUUCAAUUCUUCCUGUUUCCGUACAGCAGUCAGCUCGGCAUCGAAUAUGGACCGCUCAUCAUAGAGUCAGCGACAUACUUUCCUGUACUCUUCCUAUCGGUAUACGCCGCUUUCGACCUACUGGACUGCAUCGAUCUCAGCCAAUUUAAUCUCCCUAACACGGUCAAGCAAAUCCUGCUCCCUAUGGCAUCUUACUUCACCGUAUCCACCACGGCCAAGAUCGCCAGUGCAACCCUCCCCUCGCUCGUCGGAAACCACAUCUACUUCACCCGAAUCGGGUUUCAAAUGCUUCUUGGCUCCGUCUCAGCCUUCCUUACACCCUCGCGCGUCAUCCUCUUCGCUUUCCCCGCAAUCCUUCACACCCUCUGGGCAAACCCGCACCACCCCUCUGAAUCCGCUUUCAUCAAGGCAAAUGCUACGUUAGCUUCUACGCAGAAUUUCACCAUCCUUGCCCGCCAAGAAUCAAACACUGGAUACGUCUCCGUGCUCGAGAAUCAUGCCGACAUCGCCUUCCGCAUCCUGCGCUGCGACCACUCCCUCCUUGGCGGCGAAUGGCUCGUAACCCCCGAAGCGUACAAAAACGGCCAGCGCCAGCGCGAAACAAUAUUCUCCGUUUUUGUGCUUCUCGAAGCCGUGCGGCUCGUCAAAAACACUGCUGCUGAUGACAAAACCAUCGUACUACCAGAUGAGAAAAAGUCCGCCCUCGUCGUAGGCCUCGGCAUCGGCACCGCGCCCAACGCCCUCAUUGCCCACGGCAUCAACACCACCAUCGUCGAGCUCGACCCCGUAGUCCACCACUACGCCUCCAAAUUCUUCAACCUCAGCCCUAACCACAAUGCUGUUAUCGACGAUGCAGUCGCCUACGUAGAUCGCACAUCCCGUGCGAAGCCCAAGAUCUACGACUACAUCAUCCACGACGUGUUCACCGGUGGCGCGGAGCCCGCCGCGCUGUUCACGAAGGAGUUCCUCACAGGUCUAUAUGAUCUGUUGACCGAUGACGGUGCCGUAGCAAUCAACUACGCCGGGGACCUCGCGCUUGGCUCCACCCAGCUCGUCCUCAACACAAUACACACUGUGUUCCCUGCGUGCCGCCUCUUCCGCGACCAACCUCCCUCCUCGGACCACAAACCUGGCGACCCGGACUUUAUCAACAUGGUCGUCUUUUGCCUCAAGAAAGAUAACGGGAAAGGCAAGAAAGCGCUCACCUUCCGCGCUGCUACAGAGAAAGACAUCAUGGAGAGCUUGGCGCGGAGGAGUUAUCUACAGCCGAAGAAGGAGUUGGAGAUUAAUUAUGAGUAUGUGCCAAGGAGCCAAGGGGGUAGGGAGAUGACGAGGGCGGAUGUCGGUGAGUUGGAAAAGUACCAUAAAGAAGGGGCAGUGAGUCAUUGGAGGAUUAUGAGGACGGUGUUGCCGGAUGGGGUUUGGGAGAUGUGGUAA
Didymosphaeria variabile is the source of this 1755-nucleotide messenger RNA. RefSeq lists its product as uncharacterized. The coding region runs from base 1 to 1755 and encodes 584 amino acids. The record is from RefSeq and is a predicted model, not a curated record. Gene Ontology annotation, biological process: polyamine biosynthetic process. The transcript has a single exon. NCBI's taxonomy places the organism in Eukaryota, Fungi, Ascomycota, Dothideomycetes, Pleosporales, Didymosphaeriaceae.